AUGGGUGUGGCUUGGUCUGGACAAAGAGUUGAAGAGGCAAAGUUGAAACCACUGCCAACCAGGAAUGGAGGUUGCAACAAACACAACCGCGACCACGUCAAAUUCAUUCGAUGCUCUAACUGUGGAAAAUGCUGCCCUAAGGACAAGGCUAUUAAGAGGUUUCUGGUGAGGAACAUUGUUGAACAGGCUGCAGUCAGAGAUGUGUUGGAAGCCUGUAAUAUACUCUUUCCCAAACUGUAUGUGAAGAUGCAGUAUUGUGUUUCCUGUGAUAUCCACUCCAUGCUAGGGUAUGCUCCUGCACUGAUAAGAAUAAUUGUGAGCCUCCAAAGCGAUUCAUCAGGUGCAUGGAUGAUGCACAAAGGCCCGGUCAGCCUGGUUAGUGGUCAAGCACCUCGUCCUGCUGGCAUUGGAGCACCUGUCCGAACCUAA
This is a messenger RNA of Glycine soja, 429 nucleotides long. Its product is annotated as 40S ribosomal protein S26-3-like. Gene Ontology annotation, cellular component: ribosome; cytosolic small ribosomal subunit. Gene Ontology annotation, molecular function: mRNA binding; structural constituent of ribosome. Gene Ontology annotation, biological process: translation. The coding region runs from base 1 to 429 and encodes 142 amino acids. The transcript is spliced from 6 exons. Lineage: Eukaryota; Viridiplantae; Streptophyta; Magnoliopsida; Fabales; Fabaceae. The record is from RefSeq and is a predicted model, not a curated record.